GGAAGAUAGCCGGCCUCGCCCCCUCGCGGGGCGGGGCCGCGCCGGCCUCUCGCGAUAGCUCGGUCGUGCCCUUGUCGCCAUGGCGGGCUAUUGGGACGGGCCCGAGGGCGAGCGCUGCCCGCAGCGCACCUGGCUCGCCACGCGCGUGGGCGCGGCCGCGGGCCUGGUCGGGGCGGCGUAUCGCAUCAUCCUGCUGCGGCCCGGCUCGGCUCUGGCCGCACUGCAGACGGCGGCGGCGGACAGCGUCACGAUGGCUACACUGGGAGCUGUGUUUGGCUUAAGUACCUGUCUCAGUGCCCAAGUCCGGGAAGAACCGGAGGAUCCUUUGAACUAUUUCAUAGGCGGCUGUGCAGCAGGAGCUGUCUUGGGAGUGAGAGCUCACAGUUACCUCACUGGCACCACAGCAUGUCUGGGGUUCGGAAUCACUGCGGCUCUCAUGAAGAUCGGUAACAAGGAGGGCUGGAGGCUGACGGGACCUCCCAAGCUGUAAACGUCACCUUUCCCCCUGUGAGCUGGCUUCCAAAUGCUGUAUGUACUUAGGACAUCAUGUAAUAAAGAUUUGGUCCAAUCAGCAGUUGUCACAACA
Motacilla alba alba is the source of this 586-nucleotide messenger RNA. RefSeq names its product NADH:ubiquinone oxidoreductase subunit A11 (gene NDUFA11). The record is from RefSeq and is a predicted model, not a curated record. Gene Ontology annotation, biological process: mitochondrial respiratory chain complex I assembly. NCBI's taxonomy places the organism in Eukaryota, Metazoa, Chordata, Aves, Passeriformes, Motacillidae. The transcript is spliced from 4 exons. Bases 80 to 490 code for a protein of 136 amino acids.